AUGGCCAUCGCGCUCCAGGCCCACGACCAGAUCGAUCCGUGCUCGAUUUGGGUCGGACACCUGGCCCCGGGAACGACCGAGGCUGCCCUGCGCUCCAUCCUGUGCGAGUACGGCCGCGUCAUCGACAUCCAGGUCUUCCAGUCGUUUGCUUUUGUCCGCUUCAACACGAGCAGGGCGGCCGACCAGGCCAUCGAGCGCGAGAAUGGUCGAGUCGUCCGCGGCAACGCCAUCCAGGUGCAGCACAAGGUUCGUCGCACGACGACCAAACCGCGCGGCGCCCAGACCCGCCCCGCUCCUCAGUUCAGGCCCUCGCAGGCUAGCGGCCACCGCGCCCCUUCGGGCCAGGGCGUAGGUUCAAGCCGCUCUGGCGACGGCAGCAUCUCGCCGAUCGGUGCAAAGGCAGGCUCGUCGACGCUGCGCUGGGGCGAGACAACGGCUGUGCACGAGCGUCUGCCCAGCAGCGGCCAGAAGCGUGGCGGAGGCCAUCACCGCCCUCUGCCCCGAGAAGCUCGUCUCAGCCCCAAAGAAGAGGCGGGACCGGCAGCAAGGCAGCUCUCGCACGCGUCGCCGAGGGCUGGCGUCGGUGAUGCGGUCGUGUCCACCUGCGGCCCGCCCUCCCAGCCGCCGUGGUCGGUGCACGCGCCGAUCGGCCACCCGUACAUGAUCGCGAUGUCGCCGCCGCCGCCGUACGGCAUGCCCUGGCCGCCCACACCCGCGGCGCCGUGGCAGUAUCAGACUGCGGUCCGCGGUCCCGGUCCCGGUCCCGGUCCCGGUCCAGGCCCAAGCUCAGGUCCCUUUCCGCCGUCGUACCCGGGCCUCUACUGGCAGCAGAUGCCUCCGCAGCCGGGCUUCUAUCCGAUGCCGGGUCCGCCGGGCGUGCCAGGCCCACCACCUGGAAUGCCGCCGAUGCUACCGAUGCCGAGCUACCCGCCGGCUCGCCGCGACGAGCGCGUUCGUCCUCACGAUGGCACAGACAGCGGUGCCACCACCUCUCCGCAUGCCCUGCAUUCGCAGCGACACUCGUCGCCUCCUUUGAGCUUGCCCGAGCAGCAAGAGGAGCCGCAGGAGCCGCAGGAACGUGCCACCACCGAGUCAGGAGCCAACAGCAGCAGCGAGGGCUACAACGUCUACGACCUGCUCAACCCCGACAACAACACCGACACUGACCGCCAGCAGUCGAGCGACGGCACCUCGCCCUUUCCCUUCUGGCAGUAUGGCGACAUCGUUUCCUAUGGGCCGGGUCACAUUCCGCAGAUCGAGAUCCCAGCCUACGCCGCCGACUACUAA
This is a messenger RNA of Pseudozyma flocculosa PF-1, 1287 nucleotides long. RefSeq lists its product as uncharacterized. The transcript has 3 exons. The coding region runs from base 1 to 1287 and encodes 428 amino acids. NCBI's taxonomy places the organism in Eukaryota, Fungi, Basidiomycota, Ustilaginomycetes, Ustilaginales, Ustilaginaceae. The record is from RefSeq and is a predicted model, not a curated record. Gene Ontology annotation, molecular function: RNA binding.